AUGAGGUACAGGACGGUGGUGAUGUACUUGGAGAUCGGCUGCUUUGUGUGCUGCCUCUGUGGCUGGAUCCUGGUCUCCUCCACUCUUCCCACAGAGUACUGGACUUUCUCAGAGGUGAGCAGCAUAGUGCUGACCACCUCCAACUACUACUCCAACCUGUGGAUGGACUGCGUCUCUGACACCACAGGGGUGUCUGACUGCAAAUACUACCCAUCCUUGCUGGCCCUGCCUGCAUUCCUGCAGGCCUGCAGAGCUCUGGCUGUCUGUGCUGUCAUCACAGGCUUCUUUGGGAGCGUCCUCACACUCAUAGGGAUGAAAUGCACUAAAAUAGGUGGGACAGACAUUAUCAAUACAAGGGUGACAUUUUCUGGUGCGGUCACCUACCUGGCUUCAGGUGGCUGUGGUAUUAUCACCUACUCAUGGUGGGCCAACAGAGUCAUAAAUGAAUUUAAGGAUCCAAAUUUCAAGGCACAGAAAUUUGAACUUGGAGCUGCUAUUUUUAUUGGCUGGGGAGGAUCAGUUCUCCUCAUCUGUGCAGGAGCGGUGCUGGCUUAUUUAUCUGGGAAAGAAAUUCUGUCAUCAAGGUCACGGAGGUCACAGAGAAUGGAUACGCCGCUGCCCUCGACCUCUAAAGUGACGCUGGUGCCGCCGGUGAACGGCCGAACAACCAGAACAACAAACCUCACCAGAGACAGCUUCGUCUGAGCCAGAGGGAAGAGAGCAGAGUCCGUUCAAGAUGAAGCUGGAGCGGGCAGUGAGCUUAGCUUAGCCUAAAGGAAACAACUAGCUUGGCUCUCAUUGGUGGGCUUUGUUACUGUUUUUCCUCAUGCUAUGCUAAGCUAAUUACCUCCUGUGGGACAGAUGGAGAGUGAUGUCACUAUCAAGAAAACAACUGAGCAGAUUUUCCAUAGGCCCUUUUCUGAUUUUCAUAGCUAAAGCUUCUUGCUUUUAACAGGAAGUAUCUGCUGUUUGGUGACGCUUUCAGUCUUUCCUGUAGUGUUGCUGUGUG
Molecule: messenger RNA, 1009 nt
Organism: Archocentrus centrarchus (flier cichlid)
Lineage: Eukaryota; Metazoa; Chordata; Actinopteri; Cichliformes; Cichlidae
Product: claudin-10-like
Exons: 5
Coding region: 1-705 (234 amino acids)
Cellular component (GO): membrane; bicellular tight junction
Molecular function (GO): structural molecule activity
Source: RefSeq, a predicted model, not a curated record